AUGAUCGCAUUCCUUCUCAUCAGAGGAACACACCGGAGCAGAGCGGAUCAGAACAGGACAGGAGGCUGUUGGUGUGAACAGCAGCGGCUCCUCUCAGACCGUCAGCUCCUCCUGGGGACGCAGCAGCAGGUCACAGCGACACCCGGGAUCCAGGAGAUGAAAGGACCAAACAAAAGGAAGGCUCCAGGAGUCGGGCUGGACCCUCCGCUGGAGGGGCCGCCCACCAUGCGGGGCCCGCCUGGCUGCAAACGGAGCAAAGGCACAAGAUGUUCAGUCUCUGGCGGUGAGCAGAUCUACCUCGGAGUUCGUGUCAGAAUGCCGGUUAGGGAUCUGCUGAAAAACAUCCGAGUGCCCAAAGACAUGAACCCCGAUGACUUUAACGAAAGAGGCUCGAAAAAAGGCUCUGGAAACCAGAAACGUGCCAGAACUCGCGCAAGAAAGAAAGUUACCAGGGCACAACACCCUGUGAAAAGCCUGGAGGAACUGGCGAUCAUCGUCGAGGUGUUGGAAGAGGACCUGAGAUCUGGCUGCACUCCUCUGACCCCAAACUCCCCUCCUUCUGACUCCACUACCUAUCCCGAACGGUCUCCAACCGGUGUAAAUUCCGGUGACGAAUACGAUGAAAUCAUUCCCAGCCCAGAAUCCUACAUGGCCUUCUCUCCCAGCGCCUCGGCACACAACCUGGCCUGGACCCGACCUGACUGCAUGUUCCUCAGCCUCCAGCCCUCUGGUGUCACUGAUGCACAGAGCUACGGUGGCAGAGGGGAGGGCUGGUUCGAGCCAAAGAACAGCUGGGAUCUGAACACUUCUGCCUUCUUCUGGACACAGCUGCAGAAAGAGGAGAGCCGGCUGAGGAAGACCUCUGAUGCUGAGCUGCUGACCACCGAUAAGCAUAGCAGGACACUUCUGCACAAAGUGGUGUGUUUGGGAAAGAGAGCACAGGCGUAUGCCAUCGCCAAAAGAAUGUCUGCAAUCAACAGCCUGGACCUCAAAGACUCUGAUGGAAUGACUGCCCUCCUCUAUGCGGCAAAGCACAACCAGCACCUGAUGGUGGCGGAUUUGAUCCAAUUGGGGGCAAACGUGAACGAGACCAACAACCUGGGAAAGUCCUGCCUGCACCUGAGUGCUGAGAAUGGCUACAUCAGAGUGUUAGAGGUUUUAAAACAAGGAAUGAUGGAUGGGCUGUAUAUUGAUGUGGAAGCCACUGAUAACGCUGGGAUGAGCGUCCUCCAGUGUGCCGCUGUGGCUCUGAAGGCCAGCAUAAGUGAGGUGGACAGCGGCAUGUCUCUGAGUCACAGCAGACUUCACGCUCUGCGCCAGGAGCACAUGAUGGAGACACUGAAGUGUGUCCUGCAGAUGGACAGCUUCCUGCAUGCUGCUGCCAGCUGGUCUGCUGCAGAUCCAGAGUACACUGUACAAAGCUGGCUGGGCAGCCAGCAUGUUUGCCCUGCAGGGCAUUUUGGAACCCCAACAGUAAUGUUCUGAGUUUGUUCAAGCUUGACUUCAGUCAGAGAGACUACAAAUAUUUAGUUUCUCACUAAAGUAUAAGUUCAGGCCUGUCAUGUAUGUGAAGCAUCUGUUAGGCUGUGUGUGGUUGCAGGUAUCUGGCUUGUAGUCAGUUCUGCACUAAUGCCUGCACAGAAAAAGCAGAUGCACCUUCACUGGUUUCUGUGAAACUUCCAUUGUUUGUUACAGUUUCGUAACAAGUUGUCUCUUAACAACUGCGUCCUAACAGACUCCAAAGUAAAAUCCUUUGGCUUUACUUAAAGUAUUCUUGGGUGAUUGUGCCUUUCCAAUAUAUUUCUUGAGAAUUAUUAUGAAAUGCUGUAAAAGAAUAUUUGACUCUUCAUUAGCGCGUCUCCGUCAACAUCUUCUUACGCAUAUUUUGAGGUAUUUCAUUAAAAUAUGUGGACGGAAACAGCAAAAUGUUAAAAAACACUUCAUUUUUGGAAAAAAAAAAAAGAGUUAAGGGGGCAGUAUUAUGUAAAAUCAACUUUUUUAGCUUUACAUUUUGUUAUAAUGUUAUUGUGUUUCGUCGAUUCAUUCAUUCAUGCAUAUUUGAGAAAUCCUCUUAUCUCCUUGGAACCAUUCAGCUGUGCAAAACAUCUGGGUGGACUUAGCUCCGCCUUGGAGGCGCAACUCCUCCUCAUAGCUGCAGUUUCCUUGCUACCAAACUUCUGCCUUACAGAGCAGCCCACUCCACUCAGCUCCUACAGACUAGCCAGCAGCAAUUAGCAAACACCUGGUGGAACUGCUGCAUCUGCUGAGCUCAUUAUACGAGCUACUUGUCAGUGAAAUGCUAAUAAAGUGCUGCUAAAGGGGUAAUAGAGAGCAGUGUCGUGAUGGCUCCCUGAAGGCAGACAUUCAGAUAGAGAAGGAAUUUUUAAAGGGACAUAGGCCCAAUUUGAAGGCAUUAAAUAUCAAAGUAAAAUUUCCAAGUCAUAUUUGAUAUAUUUAGUAUUUUUAUAACAACUGAAUAUAACAUAGUUACAUGAUUGUGUUAUAAAAUGGCACAAUAGCCUAGUUGAUUCUCUUCAAACCGGCAGAUGGAAAGACGGCUAAUUCUCAAUUUCAUUUAUUUUUCUUUUUGGGAACAUUUUAAAAAUGUGCUCAAUAUUUGCAUGACUACUUGAUGCAAGAACAGCUAUUGACCAAUGAGAGUUGUUCCUCAUUGGUCACACUUUAACUGCAGGCUGGUUUAAGAUACGAUGUACAUCCUGAACAUCUGGUUAGUGAGUUGAAUAAGCACAAUCACAAUACAAAUGUAAACCAUGUGAAAGGUUUCAAUAAAAGGCACCGGUUUGAUUAACUGAAUGGAGAGCCAAUGAAAUCCAAGAAAAAAAAAAAAAAGCCAAAAAAUGGAAUCAUGUUGGAUGUCUUAAGGACUGUUGUUUAGAGCACAUUAAAUAGUGAGUUGUUAUGGGAAAGUAUUUCAGUUACACUUAACUUCUUUCCCAUGACUCAUUAAAAAAAGUUGGUGUGUGGAGUUUUUCACUUGGUCAUUAUUUUACCUAAUGUCACAUAAAGAGUCUUUCUUUAUGAAAUGGAAUAUUUUUGAUAUCCUCUUAUUGUCCUUGGAAUAUUUAGGUGUUGUUUUUUUAUCAUUACACUUUGAAUUUUAAAAAUUCUAAGAAAAAGGAGUUUAAAACCUUAAUAGAGAGAGGGAUGUUUUCUCACCUAAUAUAUCAACACUUGUAAUUUUUUUUCCUACUUUGGUUUUUAAGUGAAAGGGGAAUUUUUUAAAAUUAAUUUUCUGACAAAAAAAAUCCCAUUUAUUGUAUUAGUUCUGCUGAAUAUGUUUCUGUGUUUGCACUGUCUGUUACUGUUUAUACUAUUAAACAGAUUAGUUUAUGGGCUAUUUUUUCUGAUUUGUGGUGCCAUGUUGUACUAUCACAUGAUUAUGUUUUAUAAAUAUGAGGAAAAUUGCAUAUUAUAUUGGGAAUAUAGUAUAUCAGUAAGGGUUGUUAUGGGUUAUGUAUACCUUUCUUUGGAUGAAUGACUUUUUGAAUAUCUCUAAUACAAAACAUGUAAAGAAUUUUUUAUUUGUUAUCGUAGUUUCUAAUUACAGCUACUUUUUUUGUUGUUGUUUUAAAUGUAUUCUGAAAUUUUUGCUGUGCUUGUCAAAGUCAUAUUUUCCACUGGCAAACAGGGAGCAACUGGGAAUCAUGGAAUCAUGUUGGAUGUCUUAAGGACUGUUGUUUAGAGCACAUUAAAUAGUGAGAAACCUUACCUUCCUUAGAAGGUAAGGUUAAAAAAAGGUUAAAAUAAUGUUCGUAAGCGGUACUGCUUACGAACAUUAAGGCGUUGUCAUGUUGUGGGCAUUGUCAUGUUGAAACUCCUGCUUCUUAUCUGGAACUCUUUAACGUCAAGUCUGAUGCCAAACCUGUUAAGACACCUCAUAAAUUACUGAGGAGUUAGUUACUAAUACCACAGUUUUAUCUCAGGCUUUACCAGGAUGACAGAUUAAAGUUCUGACCUGGAUUGUUUUCUUUUCUCCAGUAGUCCAUUAAGUUCAGCUUUUAUUAUAAGGACUGUAUUUACCUUUAUCCAUCAACAUAAGCUCACGCCUCCCUUUGGCUAAGUUCUAAUCCAGAAACAGAUGUUCAGCUGCUUCGAACCAGGCUUUUCUCUCCAUAAUUAUGAGCAGUCCACGUAAAGCUGGUGAUUAUACCUGAGAAGGUUCCUAUAGGGAAUAAAAAUCCAGAACACAAUAAAGAUUUUUAUUAUAGUAUAUUUUGCUUCUCUUUUGAGUGUAUUUUGUUCAUAAAGAACACAAUGUGUAGCUUUUAAAUAUACAUUCUGUUUAGCUUAUAAAUGCAUGGGUUUUGCAAUUCAAAGUCAACAGCUUUUCAGGCCUACAGCUAUCUGCCUACAUUGUUGAUUAAAAUAUAUCUUAUAAUCCCCAAAGCAUUUAAUAAUAAUUUGAUGUCUUUUCUAUUCAUUCAUACUUAAAUAACAUUUUGUAUGUAUUUUUAAACAAUAAAACGGAAUGAUUUUAACAGUAUCUCGUUUAAAACGGUCUCCUCCCUGAAGUCUGAAGCAUCGUUUCACAUUAAGGCGCCUGAAUUCAAAUGGGCCAAUCAGCGCGCUGCCUCUGGCACCAAAGCAGAUAAUGUCAUAAAGCUCAACAUAAG
This is a messenger RNA of Gambusia affinis (western mosquitofish), 4634 nucleotides long. RefSeq lists its product as uncharacterized. Bases 1 to 1485 code for a protein of 494 amino acids. Gene Ontology annotation, biological process: regulation of gene expression. The record is from RefSeq and is a predicted model, not a curated record. The transcript has 13 exons. Gene Ontology annotation, molecular function: DNA binding; POU domain binding. Gene Ontology annotation, cellular component: nucleus. Lineage: Eukaryota; Metazoa; Chordata; Actinopteri; Cyprinodontiformes; Poeciliidae.